UUUUCACUAUGAAUCAUCAGCUGUCGUCAGUUUUCUAGAAAAACAAAACGUAGUUGUAUGAAAUUUUUGCAAAUUUUUGUGGACUCAAAACAGUUGGAAAAUUAAAGAGACAUGUCGGUUAAUACGGCUCACGCCAACAAUGGCGUGCUCAUCCAUGCUGGAGAGUACAUACUGCUCCACAGCGACAGUGUCUCCAUGGAGUUCUCCGGUCAGGACAAUCCCAUCUUCAAGGGCUCCAAAGGUGGCAGGAUUUAUCUCACCUCCCACCGAAUGAUCUUCAAUAGCAAGAAGUCCUCGGAUUCGAUGCAGUCGUUCAGUGCCCCGUUUGUUGCUCUUUCGGAUGUGGAAAUCGAACAGCCCGUUUUCGGGGCCAACUACAUCAAGGGAAAGGUUCGCGCUCAGCCAAAUGGAAACUACGUGGGCGAGGUCAAGUUCAAGCUCCAUUUCAAGGCAGGCGGCGCAAUUGAAUAUGGUCAAGCUCUACUGCGCUCCGCCAAGACGGCGAUGAACAACUACCACCGCGGUGGUCUGGCUGGUGAUGAUCCGCCACCAUAUCAGCCGGCUGGAUCCUGGAAUGAGGCACCACCGCCGGCAUAUCAGCCACCACCUGGCUACUAUGGCUGGCUGCCGCAGCAUGACGCAUUCAGCGGCCCUGCGCCGAAUACGGUCUAUAUGAGCGACAAUCCGCCGCCGUAUCCGGGUAUCGCACCACCUGCUCACCAACCAGCACCGCAACAGCCGCAGGCACCGUCGUCGAAUGAACCCAAUUGGUAUGGUUUUUCAGCGCCGCCGCCGCAGCAGCAACAACAGCAGCCGGGCUAUGGGCCACAAGGAUGGGCCGGUGGCUAUGUCCAACCUCCGCCGUACGCUUCAUGUGCCCCAAAUUGUCCACCACAGCCGCCGUACGCCGCUCCGGCUCAGACGUACAAUGGUCCACAGCCAUAUGGUGGAUACGGCAAUGUUCCUGGCGGAUUUAAUACCCCCGGAUUUCAGCAACCGAAUGGAAAUCCAAAUGGCUAUCCAGGUGGACCACCGCCACCCGGACAACAAGCAGCAGGAGCAGCUGGAGGAGCCGCCGCAUCUGGAGCCAGCUUUAUGGGCUUCAGCUUGCCCCCUGGAAUGUAAUUAAAAGCAAACUACUGUACCUCAAAUAGCCAUCCCGACAAUAGCCAGAUUCGGCAGCACCCAUCAUUAUUUCUAUCCAAUUCAAAGACCCAUGUGUGUUGUGCUGGUUCCAGCUUUGAUACCGUAAACAUAAAUUGUAAGAGAUUCCAAAGAAGCCGAAGCUGCAGCAAGUGCUUACAACACACCCUACAACCAAGGCGGGCCCAGUGGAUCAGGCAACAAUGAUUUACCACCUUCUUAUAAUAACUUGCCACCCAGUUAUGAUGAUGCAUCGAAAAAAAAUCACUAAAAGAAGCUGCAUACUAUAUUCCCUUACGAAGAAAUGCUAAAUAACUAAGUAAUUACUGCUCAUUCCGUUGAUGAAACUCUACACGAAAUUAUUGUUGUUUUCGGGCAUUACAAAUGUGCUUGGUUGGAAUAUUUGCUUGGAAUUGUUGCUAAUUAAAUUCUUUCAUAAGCAGCAUAUUCUUCAUAUGCUUUGAUUUCUGGUCACAAAAUUAGAAUUUUGCUCUUUCGGCUUGAUAAAUUGUAUUAUUUUAUAUAUGAACAUAACAUUAACCAACUUGUUGUUAUAUGAGAAAAACAGUACUAUUUUAUCCGUUAUAAUAUAUAAACAAUUUAUUAUAUAAAAGU
Messenger RNA from Drosophila melanogaster (fruit fly), 1758 nucleotides. RefSeq names its product WW domain binding protein 2 (gene Wbp2). The transcript is spliced from 8 exons. Gene Ontology annotation, biological process: positive regulation of DNA-templated transcription. Gene Ontology annotation, molecular function: transcription coactivator activity. Lineage: Eukaryota; Metazoa; Arthropoda; Insecta; Diptera; Drosophilidae. Bases 112 to 1125 code for a protein of 337 amino acids. The record is from RefSeq and is marked reviewed.